Molecule: messenger RNA, 3136 nt
Organism: Pseudopodoces humilis (Tibetan ground-tit)
Lineage: Eukaryota; Metazoa; Chordata; Aves; Passeriformes; Paridae
Source: RefSeq, a predicted model, not a curated record
CAGCGCAAAGCCGCCGCCGCCGCCGCUGCUUUUCCGUCCCCCUCGUUUGUCGCCUCGGUCCAGGCAGCGCGUGGAGGGGAAGGACCGAGGUUCAGUUCCUGCCCCUCGCUUUCCUCUCUCGGCUGUCCGCACACGGGGUGGGGGGACCGGGCACCACAAGCUGCUCCUACCUUCCUUCCAUCCUUCCUCCCCUGCACAUCUCAGCCUCCUCAUCCAUCCUUCCAUCCAUCCCCAGGGGUGAGCCUUUGAAUGAGCAGCACUGUGGCCAGUCCGAUGUCAGCGGUUGCUUCUUCAAGCAGUGGAAGAAAAUCAACGAGCUUUACACCUGAAUUGCAGAGUAUGAUGUUUUCCCUGGGAGAUGCUCGCAGGCCACUGCAUGAAACCGCAAUUCUGGUGGAAGACAUUGUCCACACUCAGCUGAUAAAUUUGUUGCAGCAAGCAGCUGAAGUUUCUCAGAUGAGAGGAGCUCGAGUCAUCUCUGCUGAAGAUCUCCUGUUCUUAAUGCGCAAAGAUAAGAAGAAGCUUCGAAGGCUACUUAAAUACAUGUUUUUUCGAGACUACAAAUCUAAAAUUGUCAAAGGAAUAGAAGAAGAUGACCUCCUUGAAGCAGUGACAUCACCUGAUAUUUGGAGAAGCCAAAUAGGUUGUUUGUUCUGUUUUGCUUGUCUUUGUGAAGACAAAUUCAACAGCAAUAACACCAACAAGAGGCAGAAGCUGGCCCAAGACUUUCUCAACUCCAUUGACCAGACUGGAGAGCUCUUGGCCAUGUUUGAAGAUGAUGAGAUCGAUGAUGUCAAGCAGGAACGGAUGGAGAGAGCAGAAAGACAAACACGAACCAUGGACUCAGUCCAGUAUGCAGAAUUCUGUGAAAGUCGGCAAUUGAGUUUUUCAAAGAAAGCAUCCAAAUUCCGUGACUGGCUGGACUGUAGCAGUAUGGAAAUAAAGCCAAAUGCAGUUGCAAUGGAGAUUUUGGCAUAUUUAGCGUACGAGACUGUGGCCCAGCUGGUGGACUUGGCCCUUUUGGUUAAACAGGACAUGACUUCCAAAGCUGGUGACCCAUUCAGUCAUGCCAUAUCUGCCACCUUCAUACACUACCACAACUCUACUGAGCCGCAUCUCUUAGGGCAGUCUACGAGUGUGAAGACCAGCCUUGAGUCCCCUGAGAACACACCACCCCCUACACCCACUCCACCAGCAUCAGCAGGGCAGCAGCACCUUGGGAAAACCCCCUCAGGAGCCUUGGGGAAUGGUGGAAUUGGACAGGACUCCACCAAAUCCAAACAAAGGAAAAGAAAAAAGAGCACUGCAGCCUGUGGGAUGGAGGCUCAAAGUGAUGCCAUCCAGCCCAGCCACAUCAGAGAGGCCAUUCGACGCUACGGCCACAAGAUUGGCCCCCUUUCCCCAUUCACAAGUGCCUACCGCAGGAAUGGGAUGACUUUUCUCGCCUGCUGAUGUGGAUGUGGCUGCAGCAACAGGAAAGACAGUAUUAUAUUAAGGUGAUUUUCUUUUCCCCUCCAUGGAAGGAAAAAAAAUACAAGCUCCAAUGUCUCCAUGUACCAGUGAGUGGGCUGGUUUGUUGUGACUAUCUGCUGGCUGUCUCUGUCUCUUUUUCCAGCCCCCUCAAUCGUUAUUCUUGUUUACUAGCUGGAACAUUUAGCUAAUUAAUGGCAGGAUGUUUGGGAUAGGGUGUAGGUGGACAAGAAUGCAGCUCAGACAAUGCUGGAGUUUGCAGGGGACUUUCUGACUGCCAUGUCAUUUUUAUUUAAGUGUCUGGAAGUCUGUAUGUUCUCCAAAAGAUGUUUUUUGUAAAGCAGGAUGGGGCAGGAAGAGGCCAGAUAUAGACUGGGUUGUUCAUUAGGUUGUAUAAAGGUUAUGUAGUUUUCUUUGCAAUUUUUACAAAAACAAAAACUAUUUCCCUCUAUUUUCUACUAAUUUCCACUUGUUUCCCUCAAUUAAUAUCUGUUCAUAGAGGAUAACCCAGUUCAGUCCAGUGAGGGGAUUUUGAUGACAGCCAUACCAAGUUUGGAUGCAAAAAUACUCAGAAAAAGUUCAGGUAAACUAAACAUUACCAGUUAGAGACUUGGCUUUUUGCAGACCCAAAGAUGGGCUAAGUGCUCACACCCAAAUUUUCAGUACUGGCAUCUCCUAAGGUUUGAGCCAUCAUUGUCCAAAAUCAAAGAAAGCCUUUGCAGUGACUUGGCACUGGAUUGGAUCCCUAUUUGGAAAAAUACAUUCUAAAGUGUUUCAAUAACUGUGUCUGUCUCAGUGGUUCUAGGCAAGGGCUUAACGUUGUGUACUUGCUCAGCGUUUGCUGCAGGAAGCAGAUGUUGUCCCUGUUGUUGACAAAGGCAGCAUUACUGUUGGAUUUGCUUAAAGAAGAAACCAGCUCUUUUUCGUUUUUUGGGGUUUUUUUUAAUAUAUAUUUUAGCUAACGUUGUUUGUUUUCAAGAUUUUUUUUUUGAUUUUUUUUUAAAUCUCAGUCCCUGCCUCUGUGUUUGUUCCCAUCCCUUUGCUCCUCCAGCCUUUGCUGGCCUCACAAGCACAUUCAUUUCUUCCCGUAAAAACCGUACAAAUAUAGAGCUAACCACGAUGAUGCUUGAGCAGGGAAAAGGGCUCCUGCUUCAGCCCCUCACCAGGAUCUGCUGGCACAUCCUGCUGGUGUCCCUGUGGUAUCCACACAUCAGGGGUCUUCAUCUGCCCUGAGCUCAGGCUUGGAAUUCAACUUAAGCCUCAAGUUAAUACAGAGCACUCAAGGGAUCAAAGGAGAAAGCGAAGUAUUUUAUAUAGUGCAGCCAUCCUCCUCCUCUGUGCUUAGUAUGUGAGGUCUUAAUUUUUCACUUCUGCUCUGUGCUCCUCUUGUGGUCGUUUGUAGGUGGUUUUGUUGUCCUGCUCUCUUGGACCUGCUUGCAAAAACUUUAAAUAUAUGUGUAUUUUUUAAAUAAAUGGAAAAAUUCUCUUUGCAACCAAUGUAUUGUAAAAGUAAACGUCGUAUGUCCAAUAUUGCUGCCAUUCAUAAAUUGCUUUUAUCUUUUAUCUGCUUACACUUCUGUUUUCUGGAAAUUUUCUGUGUGUAAAGGACUAAAAGUAAUGUGUACAAUGUAUUAAACGAGGGAGGGGGAAGUUUUCUGAUGUUCCA